Messenger RNA from Hydra vulgaris (swiftwater hydra), 1806 nucleotides. RefSeq names its product multiple C2 and transmembrane domain-containing protein 1. The record is from RefSeq and is a predicted model, not a curated record. NCBI's taxonomy places the organism in Eukaryota, Metazoa, Cnidaria, Hydrozoa, Anthoathecata, Hydridae.
UUACUAUAUUUAAAAAAAUCAAUUAGACAAGGUGUAUACAUAGUUUAUCAUUGUAUCGUAGUUAUGCAAGCAAAGAAACAAUUUAUACUUUUAUCUGUGUUUGAUUAAAAUUCCUAAAAAUACUUAUUAGUGGAAACCAUCAACAUUUAAAAGAAAAGUCAACAAUCUUGGCAGGGUUUUUUGUCAAUUUUGUGCUAAAUGUUCGCAUGUUUGUCCAAAUUUGUUUCAAAGUUUUGUGCCAAACCCGAGUUUGACCUAAAUCAAAUUUAGGUUGGUGAUUAAGUUUAUAUAGAAAACCGAUUAGUUGACUGCUACUUAAAUAUUUUCAAUGUGGAUUUACUUAUCUGGGCAAUUAAAAUCAAAUGAAUCUAAAAGUUCUAAUAGUUUGUCAUCAAAAACAUUACCUGCUAAACAAGAAAAUGAAAAUAUUGUAGAAACAGACAUUGGAGAUCUCAUAAAAGGAUGUUGUGGCAAGCUUAAGGUAAAGGUUUUAAAUGGUCGCAAGUUAGUCAACAAAGAGACACUGCAAACAAGUGAUCCUUAUUGUGCUGUAGAGAUAGGUGGAAAGCAACAAAAAACAAAACAUCUUAAUAAUACUUUAAAUCCAGACUGGAAUGAGGUUUUUAUAUUUGAUGUUCCAUUUGGUCAUAAUACACUAUUGAUAUCAGUAUGGGAUAAAAACAAGCUAAAGAAAGAUGUUUUUAUGGGGCAUGGUUUUGUUUCUAUUGAUGAUUGUAUAAAAAAUCAAGAAACACAAAAGAAUGUUGAUUUGUUUGGCAAUGGAAUGAUUAGUCUAAUUAUUACUCCUGAUUUUGAGACAAGAGAUUCUAAGAUCUCAAAAAUAAGUAAAGAGAUGUUUAAGGCUCAAGCCGAAUGUAGAAGAAACCAAAAUGAUAUAACUGUUUUAAAAAAUCAACUUGAUAUGAUAUCAGCUGAAAAUGAAAAAUUUUCAGAAAACAAUAAAAAGUUAGAAUCGGAAAAUAAAAAGUUUGAAGAAAACAAUACACGUUUAAACGAAUCUGUUACUCAAUUAGAAUUAAAAAACAAAAAGUUUGAGGAGAACAAUAGAAAGUUAGAAGAGUCACUUAUGAUGCUGGAAGUAGAAAAUAAAGUGUUUGAAGAAAACAAUAAAAAGUUAGUAGAAUCUCUUAUGAAACUCGAAUCCGAAAAUAUAGAAUUUGAAAAAAGUAAUGAAAAAUUAAAAGAAUCUCUCGUGAAACUGGAAUCUGAAAAUGAAGAAUUUGAAAAAAGUAAUGCAAAAUUAAAAGAAUCUCUUAUCAAGCUAGAUGCUGAAAAUAAAGAAUUUGAAAAAAGCAAUCAAAUUUUGUCUGGAGCUGUAACCAUGUUGGAAGAUGAAAAUAAAAAAAUGGAAAAGAAUAAUGUGAUGUUAGAGGCUUCAAUAGUAAAACUUGAAAAUGAGAACAAAAAACUUGAAGAAAAUAAUAGGAAACUAGAUGCAUCAGUUAAUAUUUUGGGUAGUGAAAAUAUGGAGCUUGAAAAAAAUAACAAAAACCUGAAAAUGCUAGUGGCCUCGCUAGAGGAAGAAAAUUUGAGGUUUGAAAAAAAUAUUAAUUUACUAGAAGAAAAGAAAAAACAGUUAGAAAGUUCUGUAAAAAAAAAUUGAAGAGGAAAAUACGAGAUUUAUGGAGAAUAAUAAAAUGCUAGAUGAAGAAAAUGAUCAUUUUAAAAAAAACAAUGAUAAAUUGUUAUUAGAAAUUCGUCAGCUCAAUGGGGAAAUUAAUGAGUUAGAAGAAGAAAAUAAUGAGUUUUUGAAAAACAAUGAAUGUCUGGAAAAUGAAAUUGCAA